Molecule: messenger RNA, 1533 nt
Organism: Haliotis rubra (blacklip abalone)
Lineage: Eukaryota; Metazoa; Mollusca; Gastropoda; Lepetellida; Haliotidae
Product: zinc transporter ZIP1-like
Exons: 2
Coding region: 51-1199 (382 amino acids)
Biological process (GO): zinc ion transmembrane transport
Cellular component (GO): plasma membrane
Molecular function (GO): zinc ion transmembrane transporter activity
Source: RefSeq, a predicted model, not a curated record
UGGCGGUUGAGUACUGAUAGUCAAAGCAUGACAGAUACAGCGGACUGAUAAUGUUAUCGUUGAUAGUUAUCAAGGUUAUCGUCCUCUUCGUGUUAUUCCUUUUGACGUUUACGUUAGGAUUCAUUCCCUUGAAACUGAUUCGAUAUUUUCGUAAACGGUCAACCUCUCGAAAUCUGAACAAUCAGCUGACAGAAAUUGGCAGCUCUCAGGAAUCGCGACCAACCUACAAACGUGUCAUCAGUUUUCUCAGCUGUUUUGCCGCCGGUGUCUUCCUAGCGACAUGUUUCCUGGACCUUCUUCCCGAAGUACGCCGAGAACUGACGAAUGUUUUAGAUGUCAUGAAAAUCUACACCGGAUUUCCACUGGCCGAGUUUGUUAUGGUCAUAGGGUUGUUUGCAAUCUUGAUCACAGAGCAGAUUGUCAUUUCUGUGAAAGAGAGACAUUCAUCACGACAAGGUGACAGGGCACCACUCUUAGCAGGAGGUGGUGAGGACUGGCAGAAAAGUGCAACGGAAUCCACACGGAGUGAACAUUCUAUAUCAGGAAUAAGUGAUCGACCUCACAUUGAACAUAAGAAUUCGGAAAUACUUCAAGAAAGUGAAUCCGAAGAACCUGCAUCAGAUCAAGAUCUCAAUUACCAAGGUGGCCACACACACCACAGGCAACAAGAAGAAGAACAUGUACAUUCUCAUAUGCGAUCAUUUUUACUUCUUGUAGCCUUGUCACUCCACUCCAUUUUCGAGGGACUCUCUGUUGGUCUGGAAACUCAAAAAGGGAAUGUUUUGGGAAUUUUUGCAGCCCUUGUUCUCCACAAGAGCAUCUUAAGCUUUAGUUUGGGCAUGAAUCUCGUGCAGACAAAUCUCUCUUCAAAACUUAUGCUGCGUUCAAUUCUGUUCUUCUCGGUGACUGCACCCUUAGGUGUUGGAAUUGGCAUUGGAAUAAUACAUCUCUGGGACUCAACUGCUUCAAGCCUUGUGCAAGGCAUUCUUCAAGGUUUAGCCUGUGGAACAUUUCUCUACAUUACAUUCUUUGAAGUGCUACCACAUGAAUUUAAUUCUCACCAUGAUCGUUUACUGAAACUUUUAUUCCUUCUCCUGGGAUACAGCACAGUUACUGGGAUUUUGUUUUUAAGCGACAGUACAAGAAAACCGUUUUGUCCAGUUGUUAAUCCAUCUGUUAAUGGCAGCACUUAUGGAUAAAUUCUUUGUGGAAAUAGCAAAUUUUGUUACCUUAGCUUUUACACAUUUAUACAUGCUUUAGUGAAUGUAAACUUAUCACCUGUUAUGUUACAAUUGAUAUCUGUCAGUGAUGUAUUGAUUUUGAAUCCAAAAGUGUACUCUGUAUUGUGUACUCAGUAUAGCAUGGUAGAGUACUUACUGAUACAUAGAGAUUGUUUCUGUUAUGAUAUUUAUUGCAUUCUCAUGUAUUGUGUUUCGUCAUAUGAGCGAAAUAUUCUCAAGCACGACGUUAAACCCAAUUUCACCUCAUAUUACCAGCUUUAUGAAAAUUUGAAAAGUAAAACCUUGAGCUAUC